This is a messenger RNA of Styela clava, 2348 nucleotides long. The record is from RefSeq and is a predicted model, not a curated record. NCBI's taxonomy places the organism in Eukaryota, Metazoa, Chordata, Ascidiacea, Stolidobranchia, Styelidae.
AUAAUGUUCAAAAAAUUAUUCAAAUGUUUAAUUUAUUAUAGAUCUAUCCUUUCAGUAGCAAUUUAUUCAUAUUUUCUGUAUUAUCUAAAGAUUUUAUUCUAUCACAACAUGAUGAACGGAACAAUGUUGGAUCAAGACAUUAACAUGAACAUCAAUGGAUUUCACAAACAUGGAAUGCAAAAGCCGGAAAUAUGCUCGGAGAAAUCUUACAAAAUUUUUAGCUCGGCAGCCGUGGUUUGUAACAAUGGAAUCUGCGCAACCGCGGGAAAGAACAUACUUGCAGAAGGUGGCUCUGUUGUCGAUGCUGCCAUCGCUUCCAUGCUGUGCUUGGGUGUUGUUUCGUUUCAAAGCGCUGGUAUCGGAGGGGGAUUCUACAUGAUUUAUUACGACGCAGAAACAGGAAAAGAUUAUUUUAUCGAUGCCAGAUCUGUUGCCCCACUCGGAGUAAAUCCUGACAUUUACAUCAACGAUUAUGUAGCACGAUAUGGAAGAUCAUCCAUUGGAGUUCCGGGUGAAAUUCGUGGUUACUGGGAGGCGCAUAGAAGAUUUGGAAAACUUCCAUGGUCUCGUUUAUUUGAUCCUGCCAUUGAGCUGGCAGAGAAUGGUUUUCAAAUGACAUUCAGCUGUGAUAAAUGGUUGAAAAUAACAAUGAAAAAAGUACACGAGAAUCUUUAUUUAAGAAAAUUUCUAAAACACCCGAAUGGAGAAUUCAAACAAAAGGGCGACAUUUUUCAUCGCCCUGUAUUCGCAGAAACACUUCGUACCAUUGCAAGAGAAGGUGCGGAAGCUUACUACGAUGGAUCAUUAACGCAAUCAAUUCUACAAGAUAUUCAUGAUGGAUUUGGACUUCCGUCUGCAAUAACAAAAGAUGAUCUGAAACAGUACAAAGUUCGCAUCAGAGAAUCUAUCAAAAUUGACCUCGGCAACGAUUUGACAAUGAUUGCUCCCGGUGCACCAAGUGGAGGACCGAUACUUGCAUUUAUACUUAAAGUUUUGAAAGGUUACAAUUUCACCGCUGAAGACUUAAAAGAAGAUAAAAUUCUAACUUUCCAUCGAAUUAUUGAAACAAUCAAGUUUGCCUAUUGCAAAAGAAAUAAAAUGGGAGAUCCUGAUUUCAACGAUGAAAUUGUUCAGAUUAUCAAUGAAAUGAUGUCAGACAAAUUUUGUGAAAAUGUCAGAGAGAAAAUAGAUGAUUUUCAAACGCAUUCAUCAGAAUAUUAUGGUGAUGUAGAAGUACGAGUUCCGAACGAUCAAGGAACGGCACAUUUAGGAAUUGUUGGUCCAGACGGCAGUGCUGUAGCUAUUACAAGUACAGUUAACCAACCAUUCGGAAGCAACAUUCUCGGAAAACGAACAGGAAUUGUAUUUAAUGAUCAAAUGGUAGAUUUUUCAAGACCUCAUGCUACAGCUAAUGGAAUCCAAGAGUGUAAUAAUUUAAUUGAACCCGUCAAGCGAGGUUUGUCUUCAACAACUCCAACAAUAAUUAUCGACAAAUCAGCUCCUCAAUGUUCAAAGGUGAAGAUGGUGAUCGGUGGGGCUGGGGGAACUCAUAUCAUCAAUGCAACUGCACUGACGAUAAUGCAAAGUUUAUGGUUCAACAAAACUCUCGACGAAGCCGUGAGAUCAAAAAGAUUUCAUCACGGUUGGAUUCCAAAUGUUUUAUUAAUACAGGAAGGAACGGACCAGGAAAUAAUUCAAGGAUUAUUGAAACGUGGACAUGAAGUCGAAGAAGUAGACAGCCACCUAUCUUCGGUUCAAGCAAUAUUAAGAAUAAAUGAGAAGACAAUCGCUGCUAAAUGUGACGAUAGACGAGGAGGAUCUCCCGAUGGAUAUUAACAAAUAUACUUUAACAUGAAUAGUGAUCAUAACGUCGCGCACCAUCAAAAUUUAAAAUAUACAAAAAUCUUGAAAUCAUUCGAUCUCGAUGCAGUUCUCUGAAUCAUCAUGUUAGUAUUCUAAAAAAAUUAGUAUGAGUCAUCUAUUGACGCGUCAUAAUAGAUUGUAAAUUUUACCUUGGUUGGCGACUUCAUAGCGACACUGUACAACUUACCUGAUUGAUUUCUUAGUCAAUAUUUCUAUUAAACAGUGUAUCCAGAACAUUAUAGAAUAACGAUUUCGGCAACAGAAAAAGAAGUUUCGGUGGAACAAAAUUUUGAAGAAAUUUAAAACGAAAAACUUUUAGUGGUAAACCAUUCAAGAAUAACUGGAUACCUAUAACACUUAAAAUAUGUUUUUUUCCGUUUCUGUAUAAAUGCUUUGUAGCAGAAAGGGUCUUUUAUAUAAAGGGUCUGUAUUAAUGCACCCUUUUUUAUUGUAAUAUUAUUUUACAAAUAAACUUUUUUAAAAAA